UCUCUUAACGUUGCCUUAACUCCUCUUCACUGCGUGCGGAUCCGAGGAGUUUGGGGAAACCCUAAUCCUAACCCUAGCCCUAAUCCACCUCUUGCUCUUCGCUUUCAGUCAUGGCUGGCUUGGCACCGGAAGGAUCACAAUUUGAUGCUCGUCAAUAUGAUAGCAAAAUGAAUGAGUUACUUGGGACUGAUGGACAAGAUUUCUUCACAUCAUAUGAUGAGGUCUAUGAAAGUUUUGAUGCAAUGGGGCUGCAAGAGAAUCUCCUGAGAGGCAUUUAUGCAUACGGUUUUGAGAAGCCCUCUGCAAUUCAGCAAAGAGGUAUUGUUCCCUUCAUCAAGGGGCUUGAUGUAAUUCAGCAAGCACAGUCUGGAACUGGAAAAACAGCAACUUUCUGCUCUGGAAUUUUGCAGCAGCUUGAUUAUGGCUUAGUUGAAUGCCAGGCAUUGGUCCUUGCACCCACUCGGGAACUUGCCCAACAAAUUGAAAAGGUUAUGCGAGCACUAGGUGAUUAUCUUGGUGUGAAGGUUCAUGCUUGUGUUGGUGGGACCAGUGUCCGUGAAGACCAGCGCAUUCUCUCAAGUGGGGUUCAUGUCGUUGUGGGUACUCCUGGUAGGGUUUUUGACAUGUUGCGCAGGCAAUCACUUCGUCCUGAUUACAUUAAGAUGUUUGUGUUAGAUGAAGCAGAUGAAAUGCUUUCACGAGGUUUCAAGGAUCAGAUCUAUGAUAUUUUCCAGUUGCUGCCAUCAAAGAUUCAGGUUGGGGUGUUCUCUGCCACAAUGCCACCUGAGGCCCUUGAGAUCACAAGGAAAUUCAUGAAUAAACCUGUGAGGAUUCUGGUGAAACGUGAUGAGCUCACCCUUGAGGGUAUCAAACAGUUCUAUGUCAAUGUUGAUAAAGAGGAAUGGAAGCUUGAGACACUUUGUGAUCUCUAUGAGACGCUGGCGAUCACCCAGAGUGUCAUCUUUGUGAACACCCGGCGCAAGGUUGACUGGCUGACGGACAAGAUGCGCAGCCGUGACCACACAGUCUCUGCCACCCACGGAGACAUGGAUCAAAACACAAGAGACAUCAUCAUGCGUGAAUUCCGAUCUGGUUCCUCUCGUGUGCUCAUCACUACUGAUCUAUUGGCCCGUGGUAUUGAUGUCCAGCAAGUCUCUCUUGUGAUAAACUAUGACCUCCCAACACAGCCAGAAAACUACCUCCAUCGAAUUGGGCGUAGUGGACGAUUUGGGAGGAAGGGGGUGGCAAUCAACUUUGUGACCAAGGAUGAUGAGAGGAUGCUUUUUGAUAUCCAAAGGUUUUAUAAUGUGGUGGUUGAGGAGCUGCCAUCAAAUGUUGCUGAUCUCCUGUGAUGAAGUUUUUGCUCAUGGAGGUAAAUGACUUUUAUUUGAAAAGUCAUAUUUAUUAUGUUCGUUCUCAUAGGUCUGGCAUCUUAAUUUAUCAUGGAAUGAACUUGCCGUACAAUUGGGAGAUACAGGUCCUGCGCAUUUCACAUCGGGACACAUCCAUUGCUCAUUUUGGGUAUAUUGGCAACCCGUUGUUGCAACUUUUGUUGCCUGAGUUUUCUUUUGUAUUUUAAGUUUUUUAAGUUUCCUUGAACAAUUUGAGAAAUUGGAUCUAGUUUGGAUUGGAUUCGUUUUGUUCUAUUUUAGUUUUUUGUGUGUGGGAGGAGAAGCUCAAUAUGAUUAGAAAAUGGUUUUUUGAGUUUCAGGAGGCUGGACUUGCACCA
Molecule: messenger RNA, 1729 nt
Organism: Vitis riparia (riverbank grape)
Lineage: Eukaryota; Viridiplantae; Streptophyta; Magnoliopsida; Vitales; Vitaceae
Product: eukaryotic initiation factor 4A-11
Exons: 5
Coding region: 111-1352 (413 amino acids)
Biological process (GO): cytoplasmic translational initiation
Cellular component (GO): cytoplasmic stress granule
Molecular function (GO): ATP binding; translation initiation factor activity; RNA helicase activity
Source: RefSeq, a predicted model, not a curated record